Molecule: messenger RNA, 1920 nt
Organism: Penicillium coprophilum
Lineage: Eukaryota; Fungi; Ascomycota; Eurotiomycetes; Eurotiales; Aspergillaceae
Exons: 1
Coding region: 1-1920 (639 amino acids)
Source: RefSeq, a predicted model, not a curated record
AUGGGCAACUCUCAAUCGAGUCAAGCCAAAGACGAAAUCCGCCGCUCCAACCGCCUUUCAAAGCCCCUGACGAAGAAGUUCGGUCAAAGCUCCCAACUACCCGAAACAGACCCUUUAACGUUCAGUUCAGGGCUGAUAGGGUGGCAAAACCCUUGGGUUGGCAAGAAUAUUGCCAGUUCCCCUAUAGAAAAACGGGGCAGUUACCCUAAGAAAGCAGAGAUCCCACCGACUCUUUUCGAAACGGACUCGUCCGAAGAGACCCCGACAGAGGACCGAGCCUUUGUAUAUGAUCAGAGUCCCACGCAGCGUCCAAUCCGCCCAAGCCUCUUGACUGCAAGCUCUUCGAGAAGAACAUCUUACCAGUCGGAAACUUGGGAAUCGGGUUCCCAGCCCUCGCCUCUUUAUGAACAGCCACCAAAGCGGGCCAGUUCGACUCGAAUUCCUCUACGGAGACACAAUAGCGCUGUCUAUGAAAACCAUAUUGGGGAUUCGACAUCUUCCAACACCCACUUCUUGGUUGGGAACCAACGGUUCUCAUUAACGCGUCGACGAUCGCUCCUAACGCGACCUGGGGUCGCCACAAGACGAACAGGCGCAGUUCGACGCGUCCCGUCACCCAUCGGGGAGCCUGAAUGCCCGAUUGAGGAUCCGACUGAGUCAACCGUUCUGCAAUGGCCAUUGCCUUCGAGCCAGCGACCGCUGCGUCUGCCUUCUCCAGUGCGGCCGAGAAGCCCAAUGGAGACCCAAUAUACUCAGCUCGGGGCACUUAAAUUAGGGUCUUUGCGAGUUGUAAAUGGCUCUGCCUCUCCAUGUUCGAGCGAACGCAUUCCUUUCAGUGGGCCAUGUGAUUCAGGCCCUGGGCUUGGUCUUGAGAACAUAGAACUCUCAGGGCCUAGCAGGGGAUCGACGCUGGAUAUUCCAUCCUUGCCCGAUUUGAAGAAAUCGGACGAUGUUCCGGGGAGCCCAUUCUCUUUCGAAAAGUCCCCCACUAUCACAGUCCAGCCUCGCGCAAAAUCUUUGUUUCCUGGAGAUCCAGAAGAUGAGGGAAUUGUGCUCUGCGAUGAUACAAGAAUCCAGUUGGAGAAAGGUGCUUUGGACACCGGUCUUGCUCGGAGCACAGCUCAAUCUCUCAACAAGUCCGACAGUGGCUACAGCUCUGCCACCUCAAUUCAUUCCAUACAGCGGAGCCGGACUCAGAGUUCUGCCACCUCACAGACGUCGAGCUCAUGUGGUACAGAUACCUCUAAGAACAUCUGUAUCCUGAACAGCUCGGCUUCAAGUCGACUAGGCGAUAAAUUACAGCGUCCCAUGAGCCUGCAGACAAACCCGGAGAACUACUCAAUGCUGUUACCAGUUGCUGCUCGCUGGUACGAUUCGAGUGACCCAGCUCUCCUUGCUCCAUCGCGAUCGCGUCGAUCAACGUUGUGUGCGCCCCGAUACACGGAAUAUUCCUGGCCGCGCGAAUCUCUCCUUGAAAUUAAGUCCACUGCCCAACAGGGCCUUACCAGAGGACCUUUCUAUGGAGAUCGAUUGUCCUUGGGCUCGUUUGACGUUGCAUCUACUGUGGGGUCUACCACUACUGGAGAAUCACAACUCAGUCACCAGCAGCCAAUCACUGAAACCAAGGAGCGACUCCGCAGGUCGACCUCUGAGUAUCAACUUCAUGAAGAGUACAAUACACAACGGCAAGUCUCACGAUCUAGAAGCCGACUGGGAAGUCGCAUCUGGAGCAUGAGACCAGGCGUCGACGCUCCUCCGCUGCCCACUAUCAUGUCCCCAGGCUACUUGCAGGAUGACCUUGAUCUUGAUGCUGAACUAGCUUCCUCUGAGCCGACGCGAGGCCGGACGAGAAGCCGAAGCAAUGACUAUCCCCGUCGUCGGUUGACGAAACCUCGUCCACAAACGGACCUGUGCAUAUAA